Messenger RNA from Saxophila tyrrhenica, 2388 nucleotides. RefSeq lists its product as uncharacterized. The record is from RefSeq and is a predicted model, not a curated record. Lineage: Eukaryota; Fungi; Ascomycota; Dothideomycetes; Mycosphaerellales; Extremaceae. The transcript has a single exon. Gene Ontology annotation, molecular function: zinc ion binding. The coding region runs from base 1 to 2388 and encodes 795 amino acids.
AUGACAGACUCCUCUUCCACUCUACCGCAGGAAGUACGCCGGACUCCUUCUCGGAACCGGGCUGCCACAUAUCCACCCUGGGUAACACCAAAUCACAACGACGACGAAGACGACCCAGCAGAUCUACUGAACCAGCUGAUCGGAGGCAGCUAUGCCCGCAGCCGUCUGCCUGUCUCCAGGUUCGAAGGUACUUCUCCGGCACGGUGGAGCGCUCCAGCGUGGACUAGUCAGAGCGUAAACCCGGCCCGAGAAGUCGAAAUCGAUCUCCGGAAUCGUGAUUUCGUUAGUGAGGCCGACGAAGCAUCUUUACGGUCCGGUGGAGGCGGGAGCGAGCAAGAGAUGGAGGGGAGUAGGGACAAGAUGGACUCUGCUCUGCCGGCGAACGAUGGCAUGAGUGAGUUGCGCCAACAGUUGCAGCAGAUUAGGAAGUUGGCGAUCUCGACGGAGGAGAAGGCGAGGAGGAUGCAUGGGUUGAUGGUGCAGGAUUACAUGGAUCGGAAUGGGACGGCAGGGAAUGUGUCGCCUAUGUCGUUGGAUGGGGGGGAUGCUAAGUCGUUCAACGAAGAGCCUGCUGCGUUGGAUGUAGGACUGGCUGCGCUGCCCAUCGAUCCGUCGAACCCGUACAAUCUUCGGCCUGGAGAUCUUGAGCUGUCGUUCAGUCCGCUGCCGCACAUACCGACGCCGCCAGAGGAUGGAGAGGAAAACAUGGAGGAAGAAGAUCCCAUCAUAUUGGGAUGUAUGCACUAUAAGCGCAACGUCAAAGUGCAAUGCUUCGACUGCCACCGAUGGUUCCCUUGCCGAUACUGCCACGAUCAGUCACACGACCUACCAUUUCCGCAUAAUUUACGGCGUAAGAUGACGAGGAACAUGAUGUGUAUGCUUUGCCGGACGCCGCAACCAGCCGCAGAGACAUGCGAAAACUGUGGAGAGUAUGCGGCAUACUACUUCUGCCCGAAGUGCAAGCUCUGGGACAACGACAGCAACAAGCGAAUCUACCAUUGCGAUGAUUGUGGAAUCUGUCGACUAGGAGAAGGGUUGGGCAAGGACUUCGUACAUUGCAAAAAGUGCGACGUCUGCAUUUCCAUCGCCACUUCGGCUGCACAUACGUGUGUUGAAAAUGCCACGAAAGGGCCUUGUCCGCUAUGUCUAGACGAGAUGUUCGCCUCCCGAGCCAAAGUGGUCAGCCUGCCAUGCGGCCACUACAUGCACGCGGAAUGCUACCGAGACCUCAUGGCAGUCACCUACAAAUGCCCCGUCUGCAGCCGCAGCGCCGUGAACAUGGAACUCCAAUGGCGCAAACUCGACGACGAAAUCCUCGCCCAACCCAUGCCCGAAGACGACGAAGAGCUCAACGGCCUUCUCCCGCACCUCGAACACGAACCAACGCCCGACCAUCCAGAGCUUUCGCCAGCACUACAACCCCGCCGCCCGCGCAAAGUCUGGAUCGGCUGCAACGACUGCAACAACCGCUCUUCCACCCCUUUCCACUGGUUAGGCCUCAAAUGCCAACACUGCGACAGCUACAACACCAACCAAAUGGCGCCCACAGCAGGGCACAUCGAGUCCGAAGCCGAGCGGCUGAUGCGCCAGCAGCAGGUCCCGCAGCACCAGCAGGAACUCACCGGCAACGCCGUCCUGCGCGCCGCCGGCAUCGGCGCUGAAGACACCCAGGCUCGGGUGGAUAGCGCGUUGGACGUUCCGUCGUCGCCGGCUUCUUAUCUCGCUGUCCCUGCUUCGCCUGGCUCACCAAGCAGCCAGGGGAGUUCCAACGGCCUGCCCUCACCACGCCGGUACUUCGUGCGCGACGACGACGAGCCUAGGCGGCCUUCCUUCACUACGCCCCGCUUCUCCGCGCCUACCCUACCCACCCUCCCGAACUUACCAGAAAUGCCCCGGCUCCCGCGCAUGCCUAACCUGCCUAAUCUCCCGAACAUGCCCAAUAUGCCGAACAUGCCCGACUACUGGCCCAACAUGCCCGAGCUCGGUCUGCCGAAUUUACCGGAAUUUGGCCGCUUCUCUGGCUUACCAUACCAAAUGUUCGAUUCACUGUCGCGCAGCUUAAGUCCUAUGCGGUAUUAUCUUCAAGGGCUGGAUGUGCGGGAUGCUGAUGUAGGACCACGCCUGCCUCCUUGGCGCGAGAGGGGUAGGGAGAGGCGGGCGAGUCGGUUGAGUGUUAGGAGUGAUCCUACAGCUGAUGGGACGGGGGGUUGGAGCGAUGUUGCGGUGGACGACGACGAUGACGACGAUGAGGAUGACGAGCUUGAUGAUGGGGAUAAUGGGGAGAGCGGGAGCGAGGAGAGCGAGGAUGUGGAGAUGGCUGAUGAUGAGGAUGAAGAUGAAAAUGAAGACGAGGUUGAUGAUGGGAUGGAGUUGUUCGGGCAUCGGUGA